UUGUGAUAAUAAACAAUCCGUGCAACGGACGGCAAUUUGCCAGACCAACUAUGUAUCUUUGAGGCCAGACCCAGACAAGAUUCUAAAACGAUAGUCGUGGCUCGUGUUUCAGAGAGAUUCGAACAAGCUGGGAUAGCUCAACCCUCGUAGAAAUAUCAAGUAUCGUCUGCUCGCAAACAACAAUGGAGUCCGAUAUUGAAGAGAUAACCCCAUCAUCUCCCAGGGAUUUUGUGAACACCAUUCUGAUAGCUGGUACUCUUCUCUACCUGAUACUGCUGCUGACCAGUCGGACAUUACGCUUUUGGACCAAGUACUAUUUGUACAACUUGUGCUACCCUGCCAUUGGCUUUAUAUCCAUUCCAUUUAUUCUACUGAAACCUGGGGAUGCAGAUAAUGUCAAGUGGCCAGCCUUUUUCACACGCCUUACAGUCAAGCAUUUAUUUGGGAUCAAAGUAAGCGCUGAAGGACUGGAGCAUCUGGUCUCGGAUACGCCAUAUAUUAUAGUGUGUAACCAUCAGAGCACCAUAGAUCAUAUUGCAAUGAUGGAGUUCUGGCCAAAGCGAUGUACUAUCAUGAUGAAGAAUUCGGUGAAGUACGCAGGACCGAUGGGCAUAGCGGCCAUUCUCUGCGGCGUCAUCUUCGUCAAUCGUACCAACAGAGAUAAGGCUAAGGAAGUCUUGGAGAAAACUGUCAAGACUAUCAAAGACCAAAAUGCAAAAGUUUGGGUGUUUCCCGAGGGCACAAGAAAACUUUGCAAAACUGAACCAGUCUCGGAGAAACAUGGAUACUUGCUUCCGUUCAAGAAAGGCGCCUUUAACCUUGCAGUACACGCACAGGUCCCAGUUGUGCCGGUGGUAUUUUCCAGCCAAGAGUCUUUCUUCAGUGUAAGGCAUAAUCGCUUCACAUCCGGGGAAUAUACGAUGAACGUCCUCAAACCGAUACCCACAACUGAUAUGACAUUAGACGAUGUUCCUGAAUUCACUGAGAAGGUACGCAAUACGAUGAUUGACACAUUCAUCGAGAUGUCAGAUCUCAAACAGACAAAGUGUCCGAAAUAAAUUUUAUUUGUAAAACAGCCUAGCAGUGUCUUCUUGUGCAAGAGUUAUAAAUGUGCUUUGUGUUUAAUGACAAUUAGCAUUUUGUUCUUUGUUCUGAUAGCGGCUACCGCAAGUACAUUUAUUUUGUACAUUUUAUUUUCCAAUGUCUCCAAAAGAAUAAUUGGGGUACGUAUACCAUUAACCAAGUUCACACAUAAACAUUAAUUUUUACACCUUGACGACAACAAGUAUUUUCUCGCAAAAAAUUAUAAAACUUUUAAAGUGAAAAGCACACCAUUGUUUUGAACAAAUGACAAUUUAUGUUAAAAGUCACUGUAGAUUAGAAUUGUAACACACCAAACAUAUUUAUUUUAUACCAAGGCAAUUAAAAAAAGUUUUUUUUGUAUUUAAUUAAAUUGAAUACAAAUAACAAU
Molecule: messenger RNA, 1471 nt
Organism: Asterias rubens (European starfish)
Lineage: Eukaryota; Metazoa; Echinodermata; Asteroidea; Forcipulatida; Asteriidae
Product: 1-acyl-sn-glycerol-3-phosphate acyltransferase alpha-like
Exons: 7
Coding region: 183-1058 (291 amino acids)
Biological process (GO): phosphatidic acid biosynthetic process
Cellular component (GO): endoplasmic reticulum; membrane
Molecular function (GO): 1-acylglycerol-3-phosphate O-acyltransferase activity
Source: RefSeq, a predicted model, not a curated record